Verticillium dahliae VdLs.17 is the source of this 1140-nucleotide messenger RNA. Its product is annotated as TPR domain-containing protein. The transcript is spliced from 2 exons. Lineage: Eukaryota; Fungi; Ascomycota; Sordariomycetes; Glomerellales; Plectosphaerellaceae. The record is from RefSeq and is a predicted model, not a curated record. The coding region runs from base 1 to 1140 and encodes 379 amino acids. Gene Ontology annotation, molecular function: protein binding.
AUGGCGCCCACACGACCCAGCAAGAAGAACAAGAAGCAGCAGCAAGCAACCGACGCCAAGAAGAUGGACCCCAAGGUGCUGCUCGAGGCAGCGUCGGCCAAGCUCGAGGAGGGCGACCUCGAGAACGCCCUCGGCGCGGCGACGGCGGCUCUCCAGGCGACGGGCCCCGGCGGCGAGCUCGAGCUGCUCUGCACCAACAUGAUCGGGCAGAUCUACGUCGAGGCCGGCGAGAUUGACGACGCGCGGGCGGCGUUCACACGGGCCGUGGCGCUCGACAGCGACGGGUCGGCGGACGAGGCGCGCGGCGGCGGGCCGGAGAAGUUUCUGUGGCUGGCGCAGCUCAGCGAGGACGGCGGCCAGGACAGCGUGCGGUGGUUCGAGCGGGGCGCGGCGGCGCUGCGGGCGCAGAUCCGGGCGCUCGACGAGACGGCGGGGCGGCGGACGGCGGAGCAGGAGGCGCUGCUCGAGGCGCGCAAGCGGCGGCUCGCCGGCACGCUGUGCGGCGUCGCCGAGGCGCUGCGAGGCGCUCGUCACCCGAGGGCGACGCUCGUGGCCCCCGGCCUCGCCGAGGCCUGGCAGACGGUCGCCAACGUGCGCAUCUCGCAGCACAAGACGGACGAGGCCCGCGCCGCCCUCGCUCGCAGCCUCGACAUCUGGCGCGGCCUGCCCGUCACCCACCCGGACGUGCCCGACUUUCCGACGCGCGUCAGCCUCGCGCGGCUGCUGCUCGAGGUCGACAUGGAGGAGGAGAGCAUCGAGGUGCUCGAGAAGCUCGUCGGCGACGACGACGAGAGCGUCGAGGCCUGGUACCUCGGCGGCUGGGGCCAGUACAUCUCGGGCGACAAGCUGAAGCAAGACGAGGCCGAGGGCACCAAGUCGACGACGACGACGGCGGCGGCCGCCGGCGCCGACGAGGAUGACGACUGGCGCGCCGUGUGGCGGUCAGCGCGCCAAUGGCUGACCGUCUGCCUCAAGCUCUACGAGCAGCAGGAGUACGAGGACGAGAAGCUCGGCGAGCACGCGAGGCAGCUGCUCGAGGCCAUCACCAAGGAGCUCGGCCCCGCGGCAGAGAACGAGGCGGACGAGGUGUGGGAGGACGACAGCGAUGACGAGGAGGAGGAUCAGGAGAUGGCGGGCUGA